UCCAGCAACAAAGGCUGCGUGCGUGUGUAUGUGUGGGUGUGACUGAGUGCGUGAGAUGGGGGUGCCGUUUUCAUAUUGAUUAAAUUAACUGUUAUUUAUUCCAUCGAGCGACACGUUCCAUGUAAAUAACAAACAGCUGCUUUGGACAUUUGAAUAUUAGUGUUGGUAAACACCACGCUUUUUAGUCGCACAUUUUUUACGGCGUUUCAAGAAUAAACAAAUUUGCUAUCAUUUCGGCAUCUAAAAUCGGGCUUUAUUUGUGAAAAGAUUCGUUUUAAACUUACAUUUGAGAAGUAUUUUACUAUCAGUUACCUAAGCUAAACAUUCAGAUUAGUGUGACUCACAAAAACAAUUCACAAUAUAAACUUUAAAAUAACUUAACUUAAAUGCUGCAUACCAAGUACUGCAUCAUUACUAGUUUAACAUAAAUAUUUUAUGUAUUGGUACAUAAAAUUAUAAACUUGUUAAAUAUUGAUAAAGUGUUUGGUUUUUGAAAAUUGAUUGCAAAUAAAGUGUUUAAGUGGCUUAAAUGAGGGUAUCCUACCUUUAGACUAAAAAUGCCCGACUUCUAUGAACUCUUGAAUGUGUCAUCCACGGCCAGUUUCGAGGAGAUCAAAGGCAGCUACAAACAAUUGAUACUACAAUGUCAUCCCGACAAAUUGCGGCAACUCGAUGACCCAAAUCCGGGAUCGGAGCUCCAGAACAGCGACUUCAAUGCAAUAAACGCGGCGUGGAACACGCUGAAAGAUCCCAUUAGGCGCAAGUACUACGACGCCGAACUGCUGCAGUCGAAAUUCCGAGCUCAUAGCAACAUAUACGCCACCGUCGUGCUGGAUGAAAUGCAGCGGAUCCAAGUGGAAAUCGAAGAAGACGACGAGGCACCGGCACCGGCACCUCCAUCACCACCUCCACCUCCCUCCCGAGCAUCUGAUUCGGAAUACGAUGCAAACAAAAGACCGGCGACAAUGUGGAGCUACGCGUACGACUGCCGAUGCGGCGGACAGUAUCUGUUCGAUGGACCCGCAGACGAUGAUGAGUCACCCGAAGUGAUUGUGGAGUGCAACGAGUGCUCUUUAGUGAUUAUUGUGAAACAAGCCGCAAGUUGUAAAUAAAGAAAAGCGGAGGGGGAAAUAAUGGAACUGCUACCCAGCACAAUGCUUCUGCUUUAAACUAUUCGAUUAAGAGCUCUUUGAAAACGAAGUUUAUACUCUAUACCGUUUAUUGGGUUCUUGAACCCCGGACUCCCUUUUCAUAUGCAAAGCAUGUUGUCAUCGACAUCGACGUUGUGCAUUUCGACCCUGCCCCUUUCUUUGUCUCCUGUUGUGCUCGAAAGUGAUGUAAUCAAUUGGUGGUACCUUACUUUGAUUUGGGACUUAUUCAUUAUUUAUAUUAUUUUAUUAAAUAGUAUUUAACUAUAUCCCUUUUAACGAAAUGUAGCUCCUUCGACUUCCAUUGGAUUCCAUAUUCGAGAGAGAAACAAUGGGGUAUUAAGUUCUUUAAAUGUAAUUGUAUUUACUCGAGUUUGCCAAUUUUUCGCUUUUUGUGAAGAUUCAAUAACCCUGCUCGAUCGCAGCAACGUCGACGAUGAUGUCAGCAUUGCAAAGGCCCAAAAAAGCUUAAAAAUACUUAUAAAUAACUGUGUAGAGAGCAUACGAAAAAGCAGAGUGGCCGCGUCGGGAAUCCAUUUAUUUAUGAUUAUUGCAAAGUAAUUUGCAGUAGAUGGGCAAAUAAGCACACCCAGUCAGUCGGAGAUUUUUUGUUGUGAUUGGCUUUUAUCAAUGCCCCUUGGAAAAUCUCAGGCCACCGGAUAAAUACAUCACUCGAUCUCGAUGGUUAAUUAACGCUUGUCUAGCUUUCGAUUUCUAAACGUGCACAUGACUGUCUAUAGUGAGUGUGUCUAUAUGCUAGUCUGCGCAUAAGUGCUAUUAACAUAAACCGGCAGACGGGCUUAAUAAACACUUGAUUUCCAGCCCCAGUUCGAGUUCGGUCUAUAUGAGAAAACAACAGGCGGUGGAAAACGUGCGUACCUUUCGAAUAUGAACUGUUACAUUUGUAUAUUACACUGGAGAAAAUACCUGACACCUGUCUUGGAAAAUGUUUGAUUAGGUGCAAGUAAAGGCGUGUGUUUAAAUUAAGCUAUUUUUUAGCUGCGUUAGGAUGUCUUAAAAGAAAGGUCUUGAAUCUAAAUGCAUAGCCAUUGUAUAACCUAUUCACGUUAUUUUUUUUAGUGCAGUUAUCUUGGUUAUCUCUCACUUUAAUAGGCUUUUGACACAGAAAAUUGAAACGCUUUAGCGCAUUUGGCCCUCAUUCAUUUCGUCAUUCCUUCAAUUAUUCCUGCGUAGUUGCCUUAGUGGCAAGUUGUUCGCACACUGAGGGAAAAUAAGUGGAAUACACAUUUUUGAAUAUAAAGUAAUAGAAGCAUCAUUUGAGUUUUUCUAAUAAAUUUACUUGCAGUUAAGGAUAUAAGUAACAUUAAG
This is a messenger RNA of Drosophila santomea, 2477 nucleotides long. It is a transcript of the gene Dph4, whose product is annotated as DPH4 homolog. Gene Ontology annotation, molecular function: ferrous iron binding; ATPase activator activity. Gene Ontology annotation, biological process: positive regulation of ATP-dependent activity. The coding region runs from base 558 to 1112 and encodes 184 amino acids. The transcript is spliced from 2 exons. The record is from RefSeq and is a predicted model, not a curated record. Lineage: Eukaryota; Metazoa; Arthropoda; Insecta; Diptera; Drosophilidae.